GGGUAAAGAUGUGCUGUGUGCCACGUGGACCCGUCCAUUCCUGUUGACCGCCACUUGAUCUGGUCAAUGAUAGGCCUUCUUGCGAUCACUCCUUGAUCGUUGUGCGCCGGCUUUGCUCACUUCAGGGAGAUCAUCUGAAUGACUAGACCUUAGAGCGUCCUAGAUCAUGCCCCUGCCCAUUCUUGGACGGGUGGGAAACCGCAUCUCCCAUGCCUUGCACCAGCUCGUCUUCUCUUUCCCUUCACCCAAUUCCACCGAACAGGCAUUCAGCGAAGCGCACGAAACCAGCUCGGGAACGGCAGGCAAGAGCGAUCAUGCUACCGCUGCUCAGAUGAUGAAUUCUAUAGUCGAUGAGCCUGGCGAGACUAGAGCGUUGGCAGGUGGGAUCGGUCCGCUCAGCUUCGCCGGUAGUGGUUAUGGAGUAACCCUCGUCUUGAUGGCUAUACUACUGAACCGUAUUCAUCACAUUGUCAGACGGCCUCGGCUUCCUCCUCAACCUCUGCCUCAUCCACCCGUGCGCUCCCUGUAUCACAGACUCACAACGAAAAUCUCCCGCGCUCUCACAUCUCCCUCUGCACCCAAAUACUUACGCAUACCUGGCAUUUUCUGCCUGGUGAGAGCUUGGAUCUUAUUCUCCAUCCUCUUGCUACAAGUCGCGAAUCUGUGGCCGGUGGAUUCGACCGUCCUUCAUUCAGUGGCUGUGGGUCGACUACUGGCAAAACUUGGCCAAUGGGCGGGCAGUAUGUCCAUGGAGAAAGUCUGUUGGCAGGUCUUCCUCAGUGUCUGUGUCGGCUUGGUCUGUUCUGGAUUUGCCAAUGGUCUGGAUCGAACCAGACGGAGAGAUACAGGUGCCUCGUUCAACCUCUUUGGCUACAGCUUUCUUCUGCAUUUGUACUCCUCACCGCUCACCCAUCAUCGACCAAACCACAUGUCGACCUAUGGCAGACCCGAUGUGCAUGCAUUGUUUCAGCUAUGGUUGAGCCUGACUGAGCUCACCUGGCUUCAAGCCAUCGAGUUGACACCAGGCGGAAGGCGGAACCAGCUUGUUCCGACAGCUGUCUGUGGUGGUCUAGGAUUAGGUCACUUUGUGUUUGCCCUUUGGACAUCUCCUCUCAAGUUUCCUAGCUUUACAUUUCUGACACAUCUGAUGGCAUUGUUCCUGUCGAUCAUCAUCAUCUCUUCAGUUAUCGUCAAGGCGAUCACUCACCUUUUCACUCUCGGCUACUUGCCCUCACCCAUCUUUGCCAAUCUCUUGCCGCAUGAAGGAGUCAUGCCGUCUCUGGAAGAUGAUUUCGGCAUCGUCUUGUUGAAAUUAGGCACAGCCUGCCUGGAAGCAUCCCAGUUCUCAGGUUUGAGAAACGAGCUCAUCGCUGUGCAGGAACGUCAAGGACCAUGGGUCGAGCUUUCAACAGCCCGGAGCGAUGUAGUCAAGCCAUUGCGCAAUUCUGACGGUGGAUUCGGCACCGAGAUCAAUGACAUUGCCGUGGCGCAAAUCGAAGACCCAGCGAUGGAAAGCCGAUACUGGAGAGCGUCGCGAGCCUUUUGGAAAGUCCUCGGAUCGCGAUUGAUCGUUUUCGCCUGCGCGACUCUGAUGUCUACACCAGUCGGACGGAAGCUUUACGAUUGGAGUGUGAUUGCUUGGGACAGUCGAUGGUGGUACGGUCCUCGUCAAUGGCAGUUUUGGAGACGCCAAGCAUGGCGGGAACCAGCUAGGUUCUCCAGAAGGCGAGCGCUACGUAUACUGCAGGCGUACAACGACAGAAACAGACAGCUUCGGGCAGCUGCUCGAGCUGCUGAGGAUGCCGCGUCAUCCACAGCUGUGACAACGGCAUUGGAGGGAGCCCUAGACGACGAAACCCCUCCUCCUCUCCCAUGGCGACAAUACUUGAUGGGUCAGGAGAUCAUCGAAGAUGACGAUGAAGAUGAUUGGCAGGACGAUGCCAGCUCAACAUCCUCAUCUUCCGAAGCGAUGACCGAAGCGGGGCUGGAAGUUGACAUGCUUCGCGAUCUCGUUUCUCCCCCGGAUGAAGACCAGUCUGAGGAUACUCAAGCAGUCCUUCUGGCUCACCUGACAAACUCUUCAACUCCACUCACUCGAAGGCGAUUCGCAGCUAUUAUGGCUUCACCGACUCGUUCGCCUACGCCUUCGCGUCUUAAUGACAUCAUCGCCGAUAGACGUCACGCGACUGUCGCCAGAAACGACGACGACAAUGACGGAUGGGACGAUGACAGGCGGAGGAGUUGUGUCGUGUGUACCAUGGAGCCACGGAAUACCAUUCUCUGGCCUUGUCGGUGCUUGGCGUUGUGCAAUGAUUGUAGAGAGAGUCUCGCGGCGAGAUUACCAGCGAGGGAUCACCUGUGUCCGUGA
Messenger RNA from Kockovaella imperatae, 2368 nucleotides. RefSeq lists its product as hypothetical. Bases 167 to 2368 code for a protein of 733 amino acids. Lineage: Eukaryota; Fungi; Basidiomycota; Tremellomycetes; Tremellales; Cuniculitremaceae. The transcript has 5 exons. The record is from RefSeq and is a predicted model, not a curated record. Gene Ontology annotation, molecular function: ubiquitin protein ligase activity. Gene Ontology annotation, biological process: ubiquitin-dependent protein catabolic process; protein ubiquitination.